AUACUGGAAGAGGAGGCUACCUCCACUGGAGUUCUCAGCACACAGACUGAUCUACUAGUUUUAUGGCAGGCAGGAUCUGUCCUGAGGAAAGAGGGCAGUGUUAAUUAUCACUCUUCUAGCAAUGUAGCUGGUAGUUCUCCACCACUGGUCUGCAGGAGAGAUUUUGCACAGAAGCUAGCCAGUGCCCUAGCCCAUAAUCCCAACUCAGGACUCCAUACGAUCAACCUUGCAAGCAAUCCUCUCGAAGACAGAGGUGUGUCAUCUUUGAGCAUCCAGUUCGCCAAACUUCCAAAGGGACUGAAACAUUUAAAUUUAUCUAAAACCUCCUUGUCGCCUAAAGGAGUGAAUAGCCUUUCCCAGUCACUGAGUGCCAACUCGCUGAUCGCAAACACACUUGUCUAUCUUGACCUCUCAGGGAAUGCACUCCGCGGGGAUGAUCUCUCAAGCCUGUACAAUUUUUUGGCCCAGCCAAAUGCCCUUGUUCAUCUGGAUUUAUCCAACACGGAGUGUGCGCUAGAUAUGGUGUGUGGAGCCCUUCUUCGUGGAUGUCUUCAGCAUCUAGCUGUUCUUAGCCUCUCUAGAACUCUCUUUUCUCACAGAAAAGGAAAAGAAGUUCCUCCCUCCUUCAAACAGUUUUUCAGCAGCUCACUUGCUUUGAUGCAGAUUAAUCUUUCGGGAACUAAACUCCCUCCUGAGCCUCUGAAAGCGCUUUUAUUAGGCCUGGCUUGCAAUCACAAUCUGAAGGAGGUGGCUUUAGAUCUCAGUAGCUGUGAGUUAAGAUCGGGAGGUGCACAAGUCUUGGAAGGAUGCAUAGCAGAAAUACACAAUAUCACCAGCCUAGAUAUUUCAGACAAUGGCCUAGAAUCUGACCUCUCAACCCUUGUAGUCUGGCUUAGUAAAAACCGAUCGAUAAGACACUUGGCAUUAGGCAAAAACUUUAACAACAUGAAAUCCAAAAAUCUCACUCCAGUACUUGAUAAUUUAGUUCAGAUGAUUCAAGACGAGGAUUCACCUCUGCAGUCAUUGUCCCUCGCAGAUUCCAAGCUGAAGACUGAGGUCACUAUCAUUAUUAAUGCCUUGGGCAGCAAUACUUCACUUACAAAAGUGGAUAUUAGUGGAAAUGCCAUGGGAGAUAUGGGAGCAAAGAUGCUGGCAAAAGCCCUACAGAUAAACACCAAGCUCAGAACUGUAAUAUGGGACAAGAAUAACAUCACUGCGCAGGGCUUCCAGGACAUAGCUGUGGCACUGGAAAAAAAUUAUACUUUGAGAUUCAUGCCUAUACCAAUGAAUGAUGCUUCCCAAGCACUCAAAACAAACCCUGAGAAAACAGAAGAGGCACUGCAAAAGAUAGAAAACUAUUUGCUUCGUAAUCACGAGACCAGAAAGUACCUCCAGGAGCAAGCGUACCGGCUGCAGCAAGGCAUUGUCACUAGUACCACUCAGCAGAUGAUUGACAGAAUAUGUGUAAAAGUACAAGAUCAUCUCAACUCUUUAAGAAACUGUGGUGUGGAUGCUGUACAGGAAGAUGUCAAAUCUGCAGAACGGCUUAUGCGGGAUGCAAAGAACUCCAAAACACUCUUACCAAAUCUGUACCACCUCGGUGGAGCUUCUUGGGCGGGAGCAAAUGGUUCACUCUCCAAUCCAAUCCAAGAGACGCUUGAAUCCAUGGCUGGAGAAGUCACAAGGGUUGUGGAUGAGCAACUUAAGACGCUGCUGGAAUCUAUGGUGGAUGCAGCGGAGAACCUUUGCCCAAAUGUAAUGAAGAAAGCUCGCAUCCGUGAAGAUCUGAUUGAGGCUAGCACUGAGAAGAUUUCCAUCCCACGCACUUUUGUGAAAAAUGUCCUGUUGGAGCAAUCUGGAGUUGAUAUCCUCAAUAAAAUUAGUGAAGUAAAGCUGACAGUGGCUUCUUUCCUGUCUGACCGAGUUGUAGAUGAAAUCCUGGAUGCACUUUCCCAUUGCCAUCACAAACUGGUGAAUCUAAAACUAAAAAUGCCAUCGGGAUGCAACAUUGAGUCGUUAGUUAAGAACAGUGCCAGUGCUUGUCCUGGUGAGAUGUCACUGGAAAUUGAGUUAGCUGAAGAAAAACCAACUAAACGCUCUAUCAUCACGGUUGAGGAGUUGACAGAGAUAGAACGUUUGGAGGAUCUGGAUACUUGUAUGAUGACUCCUAAAUCAAAAAGGAAAAGCAUCCACAGUAGAAUGCUCCGGCCAGUGUCCAGAGCUUUUGAAAUGGAAUUUGAUCUAGAUAAAGCACUGGAAGAAGUACCUAUCCAUAUAGAAGACCCACCAUUUCCUUCCAGCAGGCCGGACAAACGAACUUCUGGAUUCAUUUCAGAGCUACCAUCAGAAGAAGGGAGAAAACUGGAACACUUUACAAAGUUAAGGCCCAAAAGGAAUAAAAAGCAGCAGCCCAGCCAAGCAGCAGUGUCUGCUGGAGUGCCUCCAGAAGGGGAUCAGAAUGGUCUCAUGGGGAGAGUGGAUGAAGGUGUGGAUGAAUUUUUCACUAAGAAAGUGACAAAAAUGGAUUCAAAGAGACCAUCAACUAAAAGUUCAGACAGCAGUGAGCCCAGUGAAACAGGUGAUGAGAAGAAGAAAAGGGACUCAAGGAAGAGCGGCUUCCUUAACUUAAUCAAAUCAAGAGGCUCCAAAUCUGAACGUCCCCAGACUGUGUCGGUGGCAGAAGAGCCCUCCUCACCCAAGGUUGCUGCAAAAAGUCCAGCUGUGGACACAAGCAAGAAGGAGGUAAAGCCUGCAGAGCAGAAUGGUGGUACAGAGCGAUCCGAGGAAUUAAAGACACCAGACUCGCUGGAGGAGGCACAGCCAGACGAUGCUGCAAAAGCUGAGAGGGGUGACAGCAAAGGAAGCCCACAAGGAGGCCGGAGGUAUGGCGUGCAGGUGAUGGGCAGUGGACUUCUCGCGGAAAUGAAAGCCAAGCAGGAGAAGAGAGCAGCCUCUGCUCAGAAGAAACUUGGGAAUGACACAACUCCCAGAGAGUCUUUUGACACGGCGACAAGCUCAGAACGACUGGAUGGAAGUGGUACAGUGCCUAAACUCCAGCAGACCCUUCCAGAGAGUCGGUUUGCCUCAAGUAAAGGUGAUUCCAUCUCAGCAUCAUCAGAAAAAAAUUCAAAAGCUGAACCAAAGGCAGAAGCUGGUGCAAAGGCAAGAAGCUCUUCCAAUACACCGACCAGCCCAAAACCCCCACUGCAGUCAACAAAGCCCAGCCUGGCAGGACGACCCACAGUGCCGCAGAAACCGCGCUCUGCCUCUCGUACUGAGGAUGCUCCAGAGUCUCCCUCCGGCCCCAGUUCCCCAAAAGUUGCCCUGCUUCCACCUGUGCUGAAGAAAGUUCCUUCUGAUAAAGAAAAGGAUGGUCAGAGCAGCCCCACAGUCAGAUCAUUUUCUCAAGAAGCUGUGAAAAGAAGCCCUGGGCAGCAGUCCCACGAGUUCCAGGAAGUGAAGCAGAGAUCCUUGAGCAAAGACGGCCAUCAGGGAAGCAAGUCCAGUGACUCUGGCGAAGAAGCGGAUAAAGAUUUUAUUUUUGUUUAGCAAUCAGUACAAGUGCUUCGUAGUGCAAGAGCUUUUUGUAACAAUCAGGGUAAGGCAAUCAACAGCCCUUCUAGCCAGCUGCUCUUUCACCACAGGUACAUUUCCAUGCAGAAAACCUGAUCUUCCAAUCGUGAUUUCCAGUACACUCACUUGGCAUCGAUUCGGUCCUUAAUUCCAGUUCUGUACAAUGCAGACGUUCCUUUCCACGCCUUUGCUAAAGCCAGCGAUUCCUUCAUGUAUUCUACUUGAAUUUCUCUGAAGCAGCUACAAAGAGUGCCCUGCAUUAGGGCAGUUAGAGAGCAAAGCAAAUUAACUGGACCGUCUUACAGUAAUACACUGCACAGCAGGUAAUGUGUUGUACUGCUGAAUGUAAAUGUGUCAAAUCUGCACGUGACUUACCUAUAAAUAUAUCCUUGCAGUAUGCAAUUGCACAUUGUAAUUAUAUGAAAAGAGCACACUAAUAAAAUAAUUUGUAUAGAUUAUAUAUAUUAAAUGCUUGGGUAUGGUUUUUACAUUCUCCCAUAGGGAGCUUCUUUCUUCCUGUUCCCGUACUGUACAUAAAGCUCCAACGCUUACAUUUGUGUACCGUCAAAAAAGCACAACAGAGAAAGAUUUGGAUGACGUAAAAUCAUGGUAUGCUUCCACAUUCAUGUAUUGAUGUAUAUAGUUGGUUGGAAUGAGGGCAAUUGAAAUUUUAUUAAUAUUGGUGUUUUCUAGAGGCCUUCUUCAGUUCUGUCUGCAUAUUAGCUUCCUUUCAAUGUGUAAUUCUACCAGAGAAAUAGUUUGACAUCUGUAAAAACAUUUGAGCUUUUGAGGGAGGGGGUGCACAUUUCACAGCUACCCACUUACGUAACGGGUCGAAGGGAUUUUAUUCAUAUGUAUAUUUGUAACAAUAAAAAAUGAUUUUACAACUGAAA
Tauraco erythrolophus (red-crested turaco) is the source of this 4466-nucleotide messenger RNA. The record is from RefSeq and is a predicted model, not a curated record. Lineage: Eukaryota; Metazoa; Chordata; Aves; Musophagiformes; Musophagidae.